CUCGCGUAAGUAAAGCAAGUGACAAGUCAAGAGCCUGAAAACAACUUCUUUUUCAAGCUUACAAAGUCUACAAAAUCCACCACAAUGCCUUUGGGUGUUAAGCCAAUUUGUGUAACAUGUAAGACAGAAAACUCGACCUUGUGGAGGAGGAGUCCAGACGGAGAAAUCCUGUGCAAUUCUUGCGGUUUAAAACACCGGCCUUCGGGAGAUGGCAGCGAGGACGGCACUGUCAGACCGCCGACAGGAGGCGCGAAUUCCUCGGGGCCGAACGGUGGUGGGUCCGGUGGUCGAUUCGGUCGGGAAGGGACAAGGAAGUCGGCUAGAAAUGUGAAGAAACUCCGCUACAAACAGAUCGUUAAUAAUGCAAAGUCACAAGCCACAAAAGGGAAGAAUAGGCGGAUCAUUUUUAAACGAAAUCCAAUGAAAGCUCCAGAACCUGUCGCAACUGUUGUAACAAGUACCAGUGUUUUCCAUCAUGGAAGUUACUUACAAGUCGGUGAUAUUGUAUCCAUCUUGGAUGUUGAGGGUGGUAUUUACUAUGCACAAGUCCGAGGUUUUCUGCAGGACCAGUAUUGUGACAAGAGUGCUGUCAUCACGUGGUUGCUUCCAACACAAGCAACGGAAAAGAAAAACUUUGAUCCAUCAACUUACAUUCUUGGUCCCGAGGAAGAGCUUCCCCGUUCCCUGGAGUACAUGGAGUUUGUUUGCCACGCCCCCAGUGAGUACUACCGAGCUAGGAGUACCCCUUACUCUGUAGACAGGACGAGGGAGGAGAAGGGAUUCAUAUGGUCCAGUGUCAUCCCACCUAGACCACCCUCGACCUCGGAAAUAUUUGGUGGGAAGAGAUGACCUAAGGAGAAGUUUAGUAAUCGAUGAGAACUGUCUUGAGAACUGAUUAGUGAGUUUUUACAGAGACAACAUCAGCUUUUGCAUCACUUGUAUUGUAGACUUGGUUUCUAGUCUGAGAUCGCAAUUAUUUAUCUGACAGCGUAGGCUAAUGAUGGAGGUUAAUCCACAAGAGGGCGCUAUUUCAGUCAACAGUGUGUAGUGUCACUGAAUUGGACAGCACCAUCAUUUUUCAAUCAUGUAUUGGCUAUCGGGUAGAAUAAAAGCCACGUUCAAAGACUUGGAACCAAGUCUGCUAGUACUAGAACAAUGAGUACUAUUCAAGAAAUUUUUCAUUUUACAAAUUUCAUCCCAGAGUUUAAAGACUUGGGAAAUUCUGGAGACCGAGCCCAUUAUAUCCGAAACUUGAGACUUUAAAGUCUGUGGUUGUUUCUAAAAUUUGAAUAAAUUUCUGCCUGGUAAUGGAACAAAGUUAAAUGACUUGUUUGAUUUUGUUUGUAUGGUAGUUAUUAGCGACAAUAUCACUUGUAACGAUCGUCUUCAAUGAUACAGCCUUGGUCCUACUUCAUACAGCCGCUGAACACUAAAAGUAGUUAAUCACAACAAAUUAUGUUUACCAGAAUAACCAGUUAUAAAACCAUUCGACAAAAAAGUGUCUGGUAUCCUGCAUGUUUAUGCUGAGCAGAAAACUAUUAAGCAAUGGUUGAAAUUGGGCCCGGGUCAAAUUUCUUACCAACAAAUACUAAACAAAGGUUUUUCUGUGCUUUAUGAAAUUUGGCCCUGUUGAAUCACAAAACAUACCUACAAGUAUAUAGUGACUGAGUGUACAAACUUAAAAUCAUUCAGAGACAAAAUAAACCAACUAAAAAACCAACCUGAAUGUACCUGAUUGUAUACAAAGUUUUUUAAUCAAAUUCAAAUGGCAAUAUAAUAAAUUAUUUAUCUUUAGUCAAGUCACUGCCUGAGCAGUAAAGAUAUGUACAAAUAUAAAAAUAGUUGGUUUUAAAUCGAUACAAAUUAUCCAAACAUGGGUCAAAACACAUCAGCACUAUCUGAAAUGUUACACAAUUAAUGAGACAAUUACUGGGCUCCAAGCAAUUUCUGAAAGGGAUACGACAUAUAAGACGAUCCUUCAAAGCCACACAAAAACAAAAACAACUUCAUCUUUGGAAACUGGUAGACUGUUCUGAGUUGCUCAAUGUCAAUACUUGGGACUUUUGUUAAAAUAAAAACAAAUUAAGAAAUGGACACUUGUUUUUUUCAGCGACACAAAACAACUAUAGUUGCAACAAGCUUUUGGUUCAUGAUGGGGCUUUGUUAUAAAGACAUCAAGGAAACAAACGUAUAACUAUGUCUUUAAACAUUUCGAGACCAAUUGCAAGCAAAUUAUUACGAUAAUUUUAUGCAUUAAAAUGAUUUACAAAGUACA
This is a messenger RNA of Asterias rubens (European starfish), 2275 nucleotides long. Its product is annotated as GATA zinc finger domain-containing protein 1-like. Gene Ontology annotation, cellular component: nucleus. Gene Ontology annotation, biological process: chromatin organization; regulation of DNA-templated transcription. Gene Ontology annotation, molecular function: sequence-specific DNA binding; zinc ion binding. Lineage: Eukaryota; Metazoa; Echinodermata; Asteroidea; Forcipulatida; Asteriidae. The coding region runs from base 85 to 849 and encodes 254 amino acids. The transcript has 4 exons. The record is from RefSeq and is a predicted model, not a curated record.